Messenger RNA from Cicer arietinum (chickpea), 1298 nucleotides. RefSeq lists its product as uncharacterized. The record is from RefSeq and is a predicted model, not a curated record. Gene Ontology annotation, molecular function: protein dimerization activity; RNA polymerase II cis-regulatory region sequence-specific DNA binding; DNA-binding transcription factor activity, RNA polymerase II-specific. Gene Ontology annotation, biological process: regulation of transcription by RNA polymerase II. Gene Ontology annotation, cellular component: nucleus. NCBI's taxonomy places the organism in Eukaryota, Viridiplantae, Streptophyta, Magnoliopsida, Fabales, Fabaceae.
ACCAACCGUUUAGUUUGUUUUAAGAUUUAAGAGUAGCCCUUUUCCUCUUAGAACACAUUUUUAAGUAGAAUGGAAAACUUUGGAACUUUCCCUGAUGGUGAAUGGGAAUGCUGUCGUAGAAUGUUUGCCAUUGAAGACCAUGAUGACUCAUCACUUCUGCUAGGGGAAGAUGAUGGGAACUUUGGAGUACAAUCCAUGUUUUACUCUUCUAAUUCUCACAACAACAAUAAUUUGAAGUAUAUGUCACAAGAAAAUAAUCAUAGUCUGGCUGACACAAACUACUUUUUUAAUUGUUUUGAUCAUGUGGUAGCUAAUAAUAGUGACAUAUCAGAGAAUUUUGAUCAUGGUGAUCAAGUCCAACCAAUUGUUUUUCCCACCAAGCAGUUGAAGCUCAAAAGGUUGCUUGGUGUGUCAGAACUUGAAGAUAAGAUACACUCAUGUGUGAAUCCUAAGAAAAAACCUCGUACUUCAAAAGAUGUGCAAAGAUGCAUGAAGAAGGCAGAGUACUCCAAGAAGAGCAAGAAGAUUGAUAGAAAUGGGAACAAGGCAGAAGAAACCAAUGCAAGUAUAGAUGGACAUAGCUCUAGUGGUUAUACCUCAGAGGAGCACAAUGUGUAUGAGGAAAAUAGUGGAAGAGUUACUUCAGCAUCUAAAUUAACUGUGGCUCUCAACUCAAAUGGGAAGAUAAGAGCUAAUAGAGGAUCAGCAACAGAUCCUCAAAGCCUUUAUGCAAGGAAAAGAAGAGAGAGAAUAAACGAGAGACUAAAAACUCUACAAAAUCUUGUACCAAAUGGAACCAAGGUUGAUAUAAGCACAAUGCUUGAAGAAGCGGUCAAUUAUGUGAAACUUUUGCAACUCCAAAUCAAGCUUCUAAGCUCUGAUGAAUUGUGGAUGUACGCCCCAAUUGCCUAUAAUGGACUUGACAUUGGAAUCAAUCUUAGCCAGAAGAUUUAUCCACCACCAUGAGCUUAAAAUGAAACUUGUUCAUGAAUGAUGUUCAAUUUAAGAAUUCAAUUGAUUUACAUAUUAUUAUGUAUAAUAUAAUGAUUUGGAAAUCCUACCUUUUUAUAGGAUUUGCAAAUUUUAAGUGUUCCAAACAGGUCGAUUUGGGUUGCAAAAUCUCUGUGCCGCAUGUUGCAUGAAACAUUGUCAAGUAUACAGUUGUAGAACUUGUGUGUUAAUAAGUUUAGCUUAUCCCUUUGUAGAGCAGACCAUGCAUCGUUGUAUGAUUAUUGGAAUGACCAAUGAAAUCUCUAGAGAAGCUUUGAUCAAUACUGUUUGAAGUAUUGGUUUGCUUA